GUUAACCGACCCAUUUUCAUCCUUCUAGGGUUCUAGUAGUAACCAUUCCUUUCCCUCCGUUUCACCUCUUUCUCAAUUCACCACAAUUUUGAUUUCUCAUUACCUUCGUAUAUUAUGUAUCUUAGUAUCUAUCUUCAUUCUUCAGUUGUGCAUAUUAUGUAAUGCUAUUGCUCUUUAAUCGCAAUGGCAAGAAAUCCUGCAACACGCCUUCUCCGCAUUUGUUCAUCCCAAUUUAAGGUCAGAUAUAUCUCAUCUUCUUAUCGGUUUACUUUAUCAUGCAAUGAAUUUCAUAAUCCAUCGACCCAAAUGCACCAAUCGGUUGGUUUCACUAACCCCGAAAGAACCCAGCUCAAUAAAUGUUCCUCUUCCUCUUCCGGUUUAGAUUUUAGGGUUCUUAAUUUCAACAAGAGGUUGUAUUGUACACCCAAUGAAAUAGGAAAUUCUAGUUCUAGUUUACAAUCUACAGAGCCUAUUUCAUCAGAACAUGGUGACGGUAACAAAAGCAAAGAUCAAGCAUCUGCGUCAACAAUCGAGGGAUCUAAACAUGUUUCAGCUCUCGACCCUGAAGAAAUUUACCGUCGGCUUCGUGAUGCCCCCAUUUCGAUAAAAUUAGGGCUAGAAGAAUGCGAGGAACUUUCAGAAAUCUUCCGCUGCUUUGCAAGUUCUGGUUGGGCUUCAAACCAAGCUCUAGCUAUCUACAUCGGUGCGUCCUUUUUCCCAACUGCUGCUCAUCAAUUCCGAAACUUUUUCUUCAAGAAAUGUGAUCGUGAUAUUGUCGAUCACUUGUUAUCUCUGGGCCCUGGUAUCGAAUCCGACAAAUUUCUUUUCCCAAUCUUCGUUGAAUACGCUCUAGAACAGUAUCCAGAUGAAAUCAAAAAGUUCAGAAGCAUGAUUUCCUCUGCAGACUUAACAAAACCCGAAACCUGGUUCCCAUUCGCUAGAGCCAUCAAACGCAAAAUCAUCUACCAUUGUGGCCCAACCAACAGUGGUAAAACCUACAACGCAUUACAAAGAUUCAUGGAAGCAAAAAAGGGUAUCUAUUGUAGCCCACUUCGCCUUCUAGCCAUGGAAGUUUUCGAUAAAGUAAACUCACUAGGUGUCUACUGUAGCCUCCUCACAGGUCAAGAAAAGAAGUAUGUCCCAUUUGGAAAUCACACUGCUUGCACUGUAGAAAUGGUGUCCACAGAAGAAUUAUACGAAGUAGCAGUGAUAGAUGAAAUCCAAAUGAUGUCAGAUUUAUACAGAGGAUACGCAUGGACACGCGCUUUAUUAGGUUUACAAGCUGAUGAAAUCCAUCUAUGUGGAGACCCAAGUGUUCUACAAAUUGUAAGAAAAAUCUGUAAAGAAACAGGAGACGAAUUAAUCGAAAACCAUUAUGAAAGAUUCAAACCUUUAGUAGUUGAAGCUAAAACCUUAUUAGGUGAUAUAAAAAACGUUCGUUCAGGUGAUUGUGUAGUUGCAUUUUCAAGACGUGAGAUUUUCGAAGUGAAAUUAGCAAUCGAAAAACAUACAACCCAUAAAUGUUGUGUUAUUUACGGAGCAUUGCCACCAGAGACACGUAGACAUCAAGCUAAUCUUUUCAAUGAACAAGGUAAUGAGUAUGAUAUAUUAGUAGCAAGUGAUGCAGUUGGAAUGGGGUUAAAUUUAAACAUAAGAAGAAUCGUUUUCUACUCUCUUUCAAAAUACAACGGGGACAAAAUCGUCCCGGUCCCACCUUCACAAGUGAAGCAAAUAGCCGGGCGGGCGGGUCGAAGAGGAAGUAUAUAUCCAGAUGGACUUACAACCACUUUACAUUUAGAUGAUUUAGAUUACUUAAUCGAAUGUUUACAAAAAAAUUUCGAUGAAAUUACCAAAGUAGGCCUCUUCCCGUUUUUCGAACAAGUCGAAUUAUUCGCAGGACAAAUUUCCGACAUUACAUUUUCGCAACUUUUACAAAAAUUCAGUGAGAAUUGUCGAUUAGAUGGGUGUUACUUUUUAUGUAAACAUGAUCAUAUAAAGAAAGUUGCUAACAUGUUGGAGAAAGUUGAAGGGUUAUCUUUGGAAGAUCGGUUUAAUUUCUGUUUUGCCCCUGUGAAUAUACGGGACCCGAAAGCGAUGUAUCAUUUGUUGAGAUUUGCUCAGUCGUAUUCUAUGAAUGUUCCUGUGAGUUUGGCUAUGGGGGUUCCUAAGUUUUCUGCUAGAAAUGAUAUGGAGUUGUUGGAUUUGGAAAGUAAGCAUCAAGUUGUGUCAAUGUAUUUGUGGUUAUCGAAUCAUUUUAAGGAGGAGAGUUUUCCGUAUGUGAAGAAGGCGGAAGGAAUGGCAUCGGAUAUUGCGGAGUUGUUGGGGGAAUCGCUGAUUAAGGCGGAUUGGAAACCGGAAUCAAGGAAUCAAGGGAAGAAGGGGGAGGAUAGGGAGGAGGGGUAUCAGAGGCCGAGAUCUUUGGUUAAGAUGCAAGACAAGAAAAGGCAAGAAAAAGAAAAUUCAGGGUCUGUAGAGAAGGUAACUGUAUAAGAUGUGGACAAAAGAAGUGAGGUGAUGAUUCAUAUAAGAUCUAAAACUUUAUUUUUUAUUUUAUUGUAGUAUUAGUUAUUGGAAUGGGCUUAGUGUUAAAAUGAGAUAUGAUGUGAUGUUUACAAUUUAAUAGUUAUUCUUGUUAAAUUUUGGUAGAUUUAGAUAUUUGUUUGUAACUCCCCAAAUUUUGGCCCCC
Messenger RNA from Lactuca virosa, 2686 nucleotides. The record is from the annotation of a GenBank genome assembly. Lineage: Eukaryota; Viridiplantae; Streptophyta; Magnoliopsida; Asterales; Asteraceae.